GAAAGUAUUUGAUGCUAUCUGGUUCAAACAUCCUACAACAUUCUUCAUAUACGGAACAGUAUACGGUCUGUCGCAGGGAGAAUAUCAACAAAGCCAUGAUAUUAUAGUAUUCCGAAUAAGUUUCCUUCAUCCAGCUGGCUGUUUAGCACACAUAAAAUCUAUCUACCAUGGAGAAAUAUUCACAGUUUCGCGACAGAGGAUCUGGCAUCGCUCCGUUCUUGCCCGUUCAAACUCCCAGUGCCGGCAUCUAUGCCCCCGUUCAUCUUUUUCUCUUCCUCUUCAAAUUACCCAUCUUCCUCACAAUAUCCACGACUUAUUUUCUCUUCCUACAAUGGUUUCCCCUGGGUUCACUACUCAAGAAAGCAAUAUUAUGGAUGAUACUUGGCAUACCAGGAGUGUGGUGGAUAGAUCUGCAGAUUGAUGGAGUAAAGAAAGGUUCUUUGGCAAAGAAACGUGAAGGACGAGUACCAGAACCUUCGGAUAUUAUCGCAUCUUCCUUUACAUCACCUAUCGAUUCUUUAUAUUUGGCUGCCAUCUUCGAUCCUAUAUUUACAGUAUCCUACCCACAUACCCGCCAAGUUCAUCAAAUUUCUCUCCUCGGUGCAAUCUUCCGGGCACUCCAAAGUCCUAAGGAAUAUCCACCAAAGGGCUCAAAAAUGACCGAUUUGUCCGCUCUACUUUCUCGCUUUCCUGGACGUGCGAUUGUAGUUUUCCCGGAAUGUACAACCACAAAUGGAAAAGGAAUCCUACCUGUGAGCCAAAGUCUUUUGACUGCUCCUUCAGGAACCAAAAUCUUCCCAAUCAGUCUCCGCUAUUCGCCCUCAGAUAUUACAACACCCGUUCCAGGGAAAUACUGGUCAUUCUUCUGGAAUCUUCUUUCAAAACCUACACAUUGCAUUAAAGUUCGAAUCGCCGAGGUCGUAUACAAUACAUCCAAGUCCGAAUCAGAAAAUGCCACCAAAUACUUGAAGAAUCAAUUUGAUUGUGUCAACGGAGAUACGGCGUAUACAAGCAGCACUGAUACUCUCACAUCUAAGAACGAUCAAUCAGCAGAAACAACAUCAGAAGAACAACGUGUCUUGGAUAAAGUUGGGGAAGCAUUGGCACGAUUGGGACGAGUCAAACGAGUUGGAUUGACUGUGAAGGAUAAAAUUGCGUUUGUGGAUGCAUGGAAUACGAAAAAAUAGCAGAAACGAGAUGGUGUUCAAGACAUAUCUAUAAAAAACAUCAUAUGAAAAUCAUGACUUGAUGUAUUGGGAGGGUGGUUUGAUACCUAGUGGUUUUUUACAACCAAUCCUACUUAUUUACUACAAAAUAUUCACUCCUGUUCAUCCCUAAAGUCUUCAAUUAUAUAUUGCUACCAGUCUUGAGUAUUUCAUUCGUUGGAGGGGUGGGCAAUUUAUCAAGUUUCAAUGGUAUAGUUCAUGAUAAAGGAUAUCUCAUAAGAGUCAGAAUGAUACAUCCA
Botrytis cinerea B05.10 is the source of this 1465-nucleotide messenger RNA. RefSeq lists its product as hypothetical. The transcript is spliced from 2 exons. Lineage: Eukaryota; Fungi; Ascomycota; Leotiomycetes; Helotiales; Sclerotiniaceae. Bases 168 to 1187 code for a protein of 339 amino acids. The record is from RefSeq and is a predicted model, not a curated record.